Messenger RNA from Mesitornis unicolor (brown roatelo), 10773 nucleotides. Its product is annotated as cadherin EGF LAG seven-pass G-type receptor 3-like. Gene Ontology annotation, molecular function: calcium ion binding; G protein-coupled receptor activity. Gene Ontology annotation, biological process: cell surface receptor signaling pathway; transmembrane transport; G protein-coupled receptor signaling pathway. Gene Ontology annotation, cellular component: plasma membrane. NCBI's taxonomy places the organism in Eukaryota, Metazoa, Chordata, Aves, Mesitornithiformes, Mesitornithidae. The record is from RefSeq and is a predicted model, not a curated record.
AUGAACAGCCGCUCCCUGGAGCUCUUCAGCAUCGACCCGCGGGCCGGGCUCAUCACCACCACGCAGGCCCUGGACCGCGAGAGCAUGGAGCUCCACUACUUCCGCGUGACGGCCGCCGACCACGGGGCACCCCGGCUCUCGGCCACCACCAUCGUAGCCAUCACAGUUGACCCCGUCUUCGAGCAGAGCGAGUACCGGGAGACCAUCCGGGAGAACGUGGAGGAGGGAUACCCCAUCCUGCAGCUGCGGGCCACGGAUGUUGACUCCCCGCCCAAUGCCAACAUCCGCUACCGCUUCGUCAACGAGCGGGCCGCCCACGCCGUCUUUGAGAUCGACCCUCGCUCCGGUCUCAUCACCACCAGCGGGCCGGUGGACAGGGAGAAGAUGGAGCGGUACUCCUUGGUGGUGGAGGCCAACGAUCAGGGGAGGGAGCCGGGGCCCCGCUCUGCCACGGUAAGGGUCUACAUCACAGUCCUUGAUGAGAACGACAACACCCCUCAGUUCAGCGAGAAGCGCUACAUCGUCCAGGUGCGGGAGGACAUACGGCCCCACACCGAGAUCCUGCGCGUCACCGCCACAGACCUGGACAAGGACAACAACGCGCUGGUGCACUACAACAUCAUCAGCGGGAACAGCCGGGGCCAGUUCUCCAUCGACAGCGUCACCGGGGAGAUACAGGUGGUGGCUCCACUGGAUUUUGAGGUAGAGCGGGAGUAUGCCCUGAGGAUCCGGGCUCAGGAUGCAGGUCGCCCUCCCCUCUCUAACAACACCGGCAUGGCCAGCAUCCAGGUCGUGGACAUCAAUGACCAUGCCCCCAUCUUUGUCAGCACUCCUUUCCAAAUCUCUGUACUGGAGAACGCUCCCGUCGGCCACUCUGUCAUCCACAUCCAGGCCGUGGACGCGGACUACGGCGAGAACUCACGCCUGGAGUACAAACUGACGGGGGUCUCGGCCGACACCCCCUUCAUGGUGAACAGUGCCACGGGGUGGAUCACGGUCAGCGGGCCCUUGGACCGGGAGUCGGUUGAGCACUACUUUUUUGGGGUAGAGGCUCGGGACCACGGCUCUCCAUCUUUAUCUGCCUCUGCCAGCGUCACCAUCACUGUCAUGGAUGUCAACGACAACCGUCCCGAGUUCACCCAGAAGGAGUACUUCAUCCGCCUGAACGAGGACGCAGCUGUGGGGACCAGCGUCCUCAGCGUCACAGCGGUUGACCGGGACGUGAACAGCGCCAUCACCUACCAGAUCACAGGUGGCAAUACGCGGAACCGCUUCUCCAUCAGCACGCAAGGCGGGAUGGGGCUCAUAACUCUGUCUCUGCCGCUGGACUACAAGCAGGAGAGGCGUUACGUGCUCACCGUGACGGCCUCCGACCGCACCCUGCGUGACAACUGCCACGUCCACAUCAACAUCACCGAUGCCAACACUCACCGGCCUGUGUUCCAGAGCGCCCACUACUCUGUGAGCAUCAACGAGGACCGGCCCGUGGGCAGCACCGUGGUGGUGAUCAGCGCCACAGACGAUGAUGUGGGGGAGAACGCCCGCAUCACGUACUACCUAGAAGACAACGUCCCUCAGUUUCGCAUCGACCCAGACUCUGGGGCCAUCACUCUCCAGGCAGAACUGGACUAUGAGGACCAGGUCACCUACACGUUGGCUAUCACUGCCAAGGACAAUGGCAUCCCCCAGAAAGCGGACACCACCUAUGUUGAAAUCAUGGUGAAUGACGUUAAUGACAACGCCCCUCAGUUUGUCAGCCCUCACUACCAGGGCAUGAUCUCCGAGGACGCUCCUCCCUUCACCAGUGUGCUCCAGAUCUCUGCCACUGACCGGGAUGCCCACACCAACGGGCGGGUGCAGUACACCUUCCAGAACGGGGAGGACGGUGAUGGAGACUUCACCAUCGAGCCCACCUCAGGGAUCAUUCGCACCGUCCGCAGGCUGGACCGUGAGAAUGUUCCCGUCUACGAGCUGACUGCGUACGCCGUGGACAGGGGCAUCCCUCCUCAGCGGACCCCUGUCCAUAUCCAGGUUACCAUUCAGGAUGUGAAUGACAACGCCCUUGCUGAAGAGUUUGAGGUCUUGGUAAAGGAGAACAGCAUUGUAGGCUCUGUUGUGGCCCAGAUCACAGCCAUCGACCCAGAUGAGGGACCCAAUGCCCAGAUCAUGUACCAAAUUGUGGAAGGCAACAUCCCUGAGAUAUUCCAGAUGGACAUCUUUUCUGGGGAGCUCACAGCCUUGAUAGACCUGGAUUACGAGACAAAACCUGAGUAUGUGAUUGUAGUACAGGCCACUUCUGCCCCCCUGGUCAGCAGAGCCACGGUCCACAUCAAACUCAUUGACCAGAAUGACAACAGCCCCGUCCUCAAGAACUUUCAGAUCCUCUUCAAUAACUACGUGUCCAACAAGUCCAACACCUUCCCCUCAGGGGUCAUAGGGAAGGUUCCAGCUUAUGACCCAGAUGUAUCUGACCGCCUCUUCUAUACCUUUGAGCGGGGAAAUGAGCUGCACUUGUUGAUCGUAAAUCAAUCGAGCGGGGAGCUGAGGCUGAGCCGUAAGCUGGACAACAACCGUCCACUCGUGGCCUCCAUGCUGGUGACCGUCACAGAUGGGAUCCACAGCGUGACGGCCCAGUGUGUCCUGCGGGUGAUGAUCAUCACGGAGGACAUGUUGGCCAACAGCAUCACGGUGCGGCUGGAGAACAUGUGGCAGGAGCGCUUCCUCUCCCCACUGCUCUCCACCUUCCUGGAAGGGGUGGCCACCGUGCUCGCGACGCCCAAGGAGGACAUCUUCAUCUUCAACAUCCAGAACGACACGGAUGUGGGCGGCACGGUGCUCAACAUCAGCUUCUCAGCCCUGGCGCCACGGGGCGGACACUACUUCAGCUCGGAGGAGCUGCAGGAGCAGCUGUACAUGAAGCGCAUGGCGCUGACGGGUGCCUCCAUGCUGGAGGUGCUGCCCUUCGACGACAACGUCUGCCUGCGGGAGCCCUGCCAGAACUACAUGAAGUGCAUCUCCGUCCUCAAGUUCGACAGCUCGGCCCCCUUCAUCGCCUCCCCCUCUACCCUCUUCCGGCCCAUUCACCCCAUCGCUGGCCUGCGGUGCCGCUGCCCGCAGGGCUUCACCGGGGACUACUGUGAAACAGAGAUCAACCUCUGCUACUCCAACCCCUGCCUGAAUGGCGGCAUCUGCAUCCGCAAGGAGGGAGGGUACACGUGUGUUUGCCGCCAGAACUUCAGCGGCGAGAACUGCGAAGUGGACAGCCGUGCGGGGCGCUGCAUGCCCGGCGUGUGCCACAACGGCGGGACCUGCACCAACAGCGCUGACGGGGGCUUCCGCUGCCAGUGCCCGGCGGGGAGCUUCGAGACGCCCUUCUGCGAGGUGUCCACACGCUCCUUCCCACCGCGAUCCUUCGUCAUGUUCCGGGGACUGCGCCAGCGCUUCCACCUCACCCUCUCCCUCUCGUUCAGCACCAUGGAGCCCAGUGGCCUCUUGCUUUACAACGGGCGCCUGAACGAGAGGCACGACUUCCUGGCGGUGGAGAUCAUACAGGGACAGGUCCAGCUGAAAUACUCCACAGGAGAGUCCAGCACGGUGGUGAGCCCCUACCUGCCGGGGGGUGUGAGCGAUGGGCAGUGGCACACACUGCAGCUCCACUACUACAACAAGCCCAAGGUCAGCGCUCUGGGGGUGGUGCAGGGCCCCUCCAAGGACAAGGUGGCCAUCCUGACAGUGGACGAAUGUGAUGCCUCGGUAGCCCUGCAGUUUGGCAGCGAAAUAGGGAACUACUCCUGCGCCGCAGAGGGUGUGCAGACCAGCUCGAAGAAGUCCCUGGACCUCACAGGUCCCUUGCUCCUUGGAGGGGUCCCCAACCUGCCAGAAAACUUCCCUGUCUCUCACCGGGACUUUGUGGGAUGCAUGAGAGACCUGUACAUCGACAGCAAACGCAUCGACCUGGCCUCCUAUAUCGCCAACAACGGAACUGCAGCAGGCUGCCAUGCCAAGCACACGUUCUGUGACUCCAGCCCCUGCAAGAAUGGUGGCACCUGCUCUGUCAGCUGGGGGACCUACUCCUGCCUCUGUCCUGUUGGCUUCGGGGGCAAAGACUGCCGCCACCCCAUGCACCAUGCCCACUAUUUCCAUGGCAACAGUGUCCUGACCUGGGACUUCAAGACAGAUGUGAAGAUCUCGGUGCCGUGGUACCUCGGGCUGGCAUUUCGGACACGCCAGCCAGAUGGGGUUCUUCUGCAGGCCUAUGCUGGCCAGUACACCAUGCUGCUUUGCCAGCUGGCUGGUGGUCUGCUCUCCUUCAUGGUGAGCAGGGGCUCCGGGCGCAGCACCAGCCUUCUCCUGGACCAGCUACAGCUCAGCGAUGGGAGGUGGCACGACCUCCAGCUGGAGCUGCGGGACGUCCGCAGCGGGCGAGACUCGCGCUACGUCAUCACCCUCACCCUGGACUUUGGGCUCUACCAGGACACGGUGGUUGUUGGAAGUGAACUGCAUGGCCUGAAAGUGAAACACCUGCACGUGGGGGGAGUCCUGGACUCUGGCGAGGUGCAGAAUGGGCUGAGGGGCUGCAUACAGGGUGUGCGACUGGGUGACAGCGUCACCGGGACCGUGCUGCCCAAGCCCAGCCAUGCUCUGAGGGUGGAAGCUGGCUGCAGCGUGCCCAGCCCCUGCGACUCCAGCCCCUGCCCAGCCAACAGCAUCUGCAAGGAUGAGUGGCAGAGCUACUCCUGCGUCUGCCAGCCAGGAUACUAUGGAGGGGACUGCGUGGAUGUGUGUCACCUCAACCCCUGCAAGAACAAGUCUGUGUGUCGCCGCAAGCCGGGCUCACCCCUAGGCUACGUGUGCGAGUGUGGAGGGAACUUUUUCGGGCAGUAUUGCGAGCACAGGAUGGACCAGCAGUGUCCGAAGGGCUGGUGGGGGAACCCCACCUGCGGGCCCUGCAACUGCGACGUGAACAAGGGCUUUGACCCCGACUGCAAUAAAACCAACGGGCAGUGCCGCUGCAAGGACUUCCAUUACCGCCCCAAAGGCAGCGACGCCUGCCUGCCCUGCGACUGCUACCCCGUGGGCUCCACCUCGCGCUCCUGCGACAAGGAGACAGGACGGUGCCACUGCCGGCCCGGGGUCAUUGGGCGCCAGUGCAACAGCUGCGACAGCCCCUUUGCCGAGGUGACGCCCAGUGGCUGCGAGGUGCUCUAUGACGGCUGCCCCAAAAGCCUGAAAGCGGGUGUGUGGUGGCCUCAGACCAAAUUUGGCUUCUCAGCUGCGGUGCUGUGUCCCAAAGGCUCCUUGGGCGCAGCCAUCAGACACUGCGAUGAGGAGAAGGGCUGGCUGGAGCCAGAUCUCUUCAACUGUACUUCGCCUGCCUUCAAGGAGCUCUCCAUGCUGCUGGAGGGCUUGGAGAGGAACGAGACUGAGCUCAACACAAUUGAAGCCAAGAAGCUGGCCCACCGGCUCCGGGCUGUGACAGACCACAUGGACCACUACUUUGGCAACGAUGUGCACAUCACUUUCCGCCUGCUGUCCCGCCUCAUGGCCUUCGAGAGCCGGCAGCGCGGCUUUGGCCUGACAGCCACGCAGGACGCCCACUUCAAUGAGAACCUACUGCGCGCAGGCAGCUCCGUGCUGGCCCCAGAGAACCGGGAGCACUGGGCCAUGCUGCCACUCGGCGCCAGCCUCAUGGAGCAGCUGCGGGACUACUCAGGCACGCUGGCCAGCAACAUGAAACUCACCUACCUCAAUCCCAUCGGCGUUGUCACCCCCAACAUCAUGCUGAGCAUCGAUCGCAUGGAGAACCACUCCCACAUCCGCCGGCGCUACCCCCGCUACCACAGCAGCCUCUUUCGGGGCCAGCCCGCCUGGGACCCUCACACCCACGUAGUGCUGCCGCUCUCGGUGCUGAGCCCCCCGAAAGCCAAAGGUGAGCAGACGAGCGUCACUCAGGGGUGGGCAUUGCCUUCGGAGCGGCGUGUGUGGAACUACACUGUGGAGAACUCCUCCCCGAGGCAGGCGCUGCCGGACCCUGAGCCCGCUCUCACUGUGAUCAUCCUCAUCAUGUACCGCACCCUGGGGGGGCUGCUGCCUGCCCGCUACCAGGUGGAUCGCCGCAGCGUCAGGCUCCCCAAGAACCCUGUGAUGAACUCCCCUAUCGUGAGCGUGUCUGUGUUCAGCAAUCACACCUUCCUGCGGGGGCCCCUGGACACCCCUCUUGUGCUGGAAUUUCGCCUGCUGGAGACGGCCAACAGGAGCAAACCUCUCUGCGUCCAGUGGAACCACUCCAACCUGACCAACCCUGCUGGCUUCUGGACAGCCAGGGACUGUGAGCUCGUGUACCGAAACACCACACACGUCCACUGCCAGUGCUCCCAGUUUGGCACCUUUGGGGUUCUGAUGGACAGCUCGCACCGAGAGCAACUGGAAGGUGACCUGGAGACACUGGCAAUUGUCACCUAUUCCUUGGUGUCUCUCUCCUUGGUGGCUCUGCUGCUGACCUUCUCCUUCCUGACCUGCCUCAAAGGCCUCAAGUCCAACACACGUGGCAUCCACUCCAACAUAUCGGUCACCCUCUUCUUCUCUGAGCUGCUCUUUCUCCUGGGCAUCAACCGCACUGAGAACCAGGUCUGUGGGCUUGAACAAGCGCUCUCAUGGAGGCGGGGUUGAGGUGUGGGUGACGCAUUUCUUUGCACUGUGAUCGCCAUCCUCCUCCACUGCUUCUUCCUCUCUACCUUUGCCUGGCUCUUCGUCCAGGGCCUCCAUAUCUACCGCAUGCAGACCGAGGCCCGCAAUGUCAACUUCGGGGCCAUGCGUUUCUACUACGCCAUCGGCUGGGGAGUGCCCGCCAUCAUCACUGGGCUUGCCGUUGGCCUGGAUCCUGAGGGCUACGGGAACCCUGACUUCUGCUGGAUUUCCAUUCAUGAUAAGCUGGUCUGGAGCUUUGCAGGCCCCAUUACUGUCGUCAUUGUGAUGAAUGGGGUCAUGUUCCUGCUUGUGGCCAAGAUGUCCUGUUCCCCAGGUCAAAAGGAGACCAAGAAGAAAUCGGUUCUCAUGACGUUACGGAGCUCCUUUGUUCUGCUUCUAGUUAUUAGCACUACCUGGCUCUUUGGCCUCUUGGCUGUCAACAACAGUGUCCUGGCUUUCCACUACCUCUACACUGUCCUCUGCAGCCUCCAGGGCCUGGCUGUGCUGCUCUUGUUCUGCGUGCUGAAUGAGGAGGUGCGAGAGGCCUGGAAGCUGGCCUGCCUGGGCAAGAAGGGGCAGAGCGAGGAGGCUGCAAGGAGCACGCAGGGCCCCAGUGCCUACAACAACACAGCGCUGUUUGAGGAGAGCGGGCUCAUCCGCAUCACCCUGGGCGCCUCCACCAUCUCCUCGGUGAGCAGCAUGCGCUCUGCCCGCACCCACUCCAGCCAGCGGCCUUACCUCAGAGACAACGUGACGGUGCGUCAGGGCUCGGCCCUGGAUCACAGCCUGCUGGCCCACGCUGGCCCCACGGACAUCGACGUGGCCAUGUUCCACCGCAAUGCCAGAGGAGGUAAGGAUUUGGACUCGGACAGCGACCUGUCCCUGGAUGAGGAGCGCAGUCUCUCCAUCGCGUCCUCGGAGAGCGAGGAGAACGUGCGCCUGCGGGGCCGCUUCCAGCGCCAGUUCAAGCGGGCGGCGCAUAGCGAACGCCUCCUCACGAACCCCGCUAACACCGCUCCCAAAGACGUGGAUGGCAACGACCUCAUGUCUUACUGGCCAGCUCUGGGCGAGUGCGAGGUUCACCCCUGCUCCCUGCAGAAGUGGGGCUCCGAGAGGAAGCUGGGGUUUGACAUCAACAAGGAUGCGGCCAACAAUAAUCAGCCAGAGCUGGCCCUGACCAGUGGGGAUGAGAACUCCCUCACCCAGACCCAACGGCAAAGAAAAGGGAUUUUGAAGAACCGUCUCCAGUACCCUCCGACCCUGCAAGGCUUGCCGUCCAUCGGCAGGAUGACCAACGAGCUGACGUGGUACAAGACCUCUACGCUGGGUCACCGCGCUGUCCCUGCCGCCUCCUACGGCCGGAUCUACUCCGGGGCGGGAAGCCUGUCGCAGCCAGCCAGCCGGUACUCCUCACGGGAGCAGCUUGACAUGCUCAUGAGGAGACAGAUGUCCCGGGAGCAGCUGAGCAGACACAACUCAGGAGAGUGCUUGGAAGCUGUGCCCAGCCGGCACGGGUCCAGGGAGGAGCUGGACACUAUCCCCAGCAGGCAUGGGUCUGCUGAACACCUGGAAAGCAUCCCGAGCAGACAAGGAUCUAGGGAAAACUUGGAUCUACUUGCUGCUAGGCCCAGUCAGAGAGAUCGUGGGAACACGCUGCCGCGGAGGCAGGGCUCCAGAGACCACCUUGACACUUUACCCUGCAGAUUUGGGUCAAGAGAGCAGCUAGACUGUGGGCCAGUUAGAGAGAUCUCUAGAGAGUGGCUAAACACAUUGCCAAACCUCCUCAGUGCCCUCCGCAAUGUGCCCCUCGACGCCUCGCUCUGCCACCUCCCACAGCAUUUCGGAGCUGUCACCAGACUCAGACGGGAGGGCCGGGUGGCCAUGGAGGUGGAGACGGCACUGAGCCACCGGCUGCCCCGUGAGGCACUGAGCGAGGCUGAUCUGGAGGAAGUGGCACAGCGGAAACCUCGCGCUGAGCCCUCGCUGCGUGGCUGUCUCCGAAAGACCAGAUGCUCGGCCUCCGCUGCCAAGUCCCUGCUGUUCCGGUUCCUGCCCUUCCUGCGCUGGCUGCCACGCUACCCCUUCAAGGACUGGCUCCUGGGGGACAUAGCCUCGGGCUUCAGCGUGGGCAUCAUGCACCUGCCUCAGGGGCUCGCCUAUGCGCUGCUGGCCGGGCUGCCGCCUGUCACUGGUCUCUAUUCCUCCUUUUACCCCGUCUUCCUCUACUUCUUCUUUGGGACAUCCAGGCACAACUCCGUGGAAGCUCUGGUGCUGACCUUGGGCUCCCUGCCCACACCCUGCCUGUUCCCAGGCCCCUUUGCUGUCAUCUCCGUCAUGAUUGGGAGCUUGACAGACUCCCUGUUGCCCAGCGAGAACUUCCUGGUGUCCGUCAAUGGCACCAACAUCACGAUGGUCAAUGAGGAACUGCGCGAUGCCGCCAGGGUGGAGCUGGUGGCCACCAUCACUGUCCUGACAGGCAUCUUCCAGGUGGCCUUGGGCCUCCUGCAGUUCGGCUUCGUGGUGACCUACCUCUCGGACCCGCUGGUGCGUGGUUACCCCACUGCUGCCUCUGUACACGUCCUCAUCUCCCAGCUCAAGAAUGUCUUUGGGGUCUCCCUGAGCGAGCACUCGGGGCCAAUCUCACUGUUUGUGACCUUCAUCGAGAUCUGCAAGAAGCUGCCACAGACCAAUGUGGGCACCCUGGUGACAGCCAUCAUUGCCAUGGUGGCCAUCUUCAUCGUGAAAGAGCUCAACCACAAGUUUGCUGCCAAGCUACCCAUGCCCAUCCCCAUCGAGCUCAUCACGAUCAUCAUCUCCACCGGCAUCUCCUACGGCGUCAACCUGAACGCCAAGUUUGGCAUCUCCGUGGUGGGCAACAUCCCCAGCGGGUUGAAGCCGCCUGUGGCCCCUAAUGUCAGCUACUUUGGGCAGGUGGUGGGCAACGCCUUCGCCAUUGCCGUGGUGGGCUACGCCAUCUGCAUCUCCCUGGGCAAGAUCUUUGCCCUGAAGCACGGCUACAAAGUGGACAGCAACCAGGAGCUGAUCGCGCUGGGCCUCUGCAACUUCCUGGGGGGCUUCUUCCAGUGUUUCGCCAUCAGCUGCUCCAUGUCGCGGAGCCUGGUGCAGGAGAGCACAGGGGGCAACAGCCAGGUAGCUGGUGUCAUCGCAUCCCUGGUCAUCCUGGUGACCAUCCUGAAGAUCGGAGAGCGCUUCCGAGACCUGCCCAAGGCCAUCUUGUCUGCCAUCAUCAUCAUCAACCUCAAGGGCAUGUUCAAGCAGUUCAAUGACCUCCGCACGCUCUGGAAGUCCAACCGGGUGGACCUGAUGGUCUGGAUUGUGACAUUCGUGGCCACCCUUCUGCUGAACUUGGACAUUGGUCUGGGGGCCUCGGUGGCCUUCGGGCUGCUCACCGUCAUCUUCCGCACCCAGCUCCCUCACUACUCCAUCCUGGGACGCAUCUCUGACACCGAUGUCUACAGGGACGUGGCUGAAUACCAGAUGGCACAGGAGGUCCCCGGUGUGAAGAUUUUCCGCUCCUCCUCCACCCUCUAUUUUGCCAACGUGGAGCUGUACGCCGAGGCCCUGAAGAAGAAGAGCGGCAUCAAUGUGGACCGCCUGAUAGAGAAGAAGAAGAAAGCCCUCAAGAAGCUGAAGAAACAGCAGAAGAAAAUGGAGAAGGAGAAGGCCAAGAGGAAAAAGGAUGCAGACGAUGGCCACAACGGUCCAAGCGUGGCGGUGAUCGAGCUGAGCAGGGCGGAGGGCAGCGAGCCCCCCAAGCCCACCCUGCGCACCCUGGGGCUGCCCCAGCCCAGCUUCCACGCCAUCAUCUUGGACUUCAGCCCUGUCAACUUCGUGGACACCGUCUCCAUCAAGAUCCUGAAGAAUAUCUUCAGGGAUUUCCACGAUAUAGAAGUGGACGUUUACGUUGCUGGCUGCCCAGUGCCCGUCCUCGCCCAGCUGGAGCGGGGCAACUUCUUCAGCUCAGACAUCACCAAGCACUGCUUCUUCCCCUCGGUGCACGACGCCGUGGUCCACAUCAACAGGGAGCGGCGCCAGGCCUCAGUGGACCUCAGCACCAGGAUGUAG